Ctenocephalides felis (cat flea) is the source of this 387-nucleotide messenger RNA. RefSeq names its product calmodulin, striated muscle-like. Lineage: Eukaryota; Metazoa; Arthropoda; Insecta; Siphonaptera; Pulicidae. Gene Ontology annotation, cellular component: myosin II complex. The coding region runs from base 1 to 387 and encodes 128 amino acids. Gene Ontology annotation, molecular function: calcium ion binding. The transcript is spliced from 4 exons. The record is from RefSeq and is a predicted model, not a curated record.
AUGCCCAAAGGAUUCGAUGAACCAGAUGUAUCAGUUGCGAAAAAAGAAAAACUACCCCCAGACGUUUUAGAGGAACUACGUUAUGCCUAUGAUCAGUAUAAAAACGCUGAAGAUUUGCUGGACGUGUCACAACUGUCAAAUGUUCUACAAAUUUUAGGUUACACCCCUACAGAGGCCGAAUUGUACGAUAUGAUAGGGGCCAUGGACCCCGAAAAAUCUACAUUCAUCACAUACGAACUUUUCAAGGAAAAGAUUUAUGAUUUUAAUAGAAGAUUUUACAGCGAGGACGAAAUCCAGUUGGUUUUUAGAAUUUUUGACCAGGAUCGGACUGGAUAUGUCGACUUCGAGGAAUUGAAUAGAAUACAAACGAAUUUAGGUAAGGAAUAA